UCACUUCUGCAGGAUGCCGCACAAGAUCGGUUUUAUAGUUGUUAGUUCAUCAGGACACGAAGAUGGUUUCAGCGCAAAAGAGCUGAUGGUUCAUGCACCAACGGUGAACGGAUGGCGAUCACCCAGACUCUGUCAGUAUCCACAGGAAAUUGUUCUGCAGUUGGUGGAGAGAUGUCGAAUACGAAAACUGCAGUUGCUUGCUCACCAGUACAUGAUUUCCAGCAAGAUUGAGUUCUACAUCAGUGAAAGCUUGCCUGAAUACUUUGCUCCUUAUCAGUCAGAGAGGUUUCACAGACUAGGUUAUGUCCCUCUCUCAGACAACGAAAAGACGGAUUUCAAAGCACGAGAGUUAAAAUCUGUGUAUAUGGAUGCAGUUGGCCAGUACCUGAAGCUGAUUUUCCAUAAAAAUUAUGUCAAUAAAUACAACUUAUACGGUCAGGUUGCCCUAGUAGCUAUAAACAUUAUUGGAGACCCAGCAGACUACCGUAGUGACAGCAGUAAUUCUCCUUCCAGGGAGAAGCUGAUAGACCACUACUUGGGAAUUAAAUCGGGUGAUCCUGCCUUGAAUGGAACUUACCUUGGGAAACCUGACUGCAUUUCACCUCUGGAUGAUUUGGCUUUUGACAUGUACCAGGAUCCAGAAGUUGCUCAGAUAAUACGUAGGCUGGAUGAGAAGAAACGUGAAGCUGUCCUUCACGAGCGCUACGAUUAUGCCAAGAAACUCAAACAGGCUAUCGCGGACUUGCAGAAGGUAGGGGAACAACUCGGACGGUAUGAGGUGGAGAAGCGCUAUGCUGUACAGAAAGAGGAUUAUGAUCUGGCUAAGAAGAAGAAACAGCAAAUGGAAGCGUACCGCCUGAAGGUGUAUCAGCAACUGGAGCUCCACGACCUGCUGGAUGCAGAGCUGAUGAUUCAAAAAUCACCGGAGUUGCCUUUGAAGCCUACGUUUUAUACUGACAAUCCUCAGCACACCAGAGCUCCGAAUUCACCUCCUUGGGAGCACACAGAACCGCAAAAAGGAGAGCCACGGAGAGCAGAGCCCCUGCUGGAACAAAAGUCAGCAGAUCUCCCUUCUACCGAGCCCGUUGUUUCCCAUCAGUCCCCUCCUCCUCCGGUGGCUCAUCCCACAGCCUCUGGGGCAGUGUUUCCCAAAGAAAACGCUGAAUUUUUACCUUACGACGAGAGACCUCUUCCAGCUAUCCGUAAACAGUGUGAGGAAGAAAUUGCCUACCUGCAGCCGGAGGUGACCGAAGAGGGUAUCAGGAACACUCCAAGAAGUGGCAUUACUGGGGAACCAGAGCCAUUGACUGAGAGGGCACUGAGGGAGGCCAGCCACGCUAUUGAAGUUUUUGGAGAAGCUUUGGUUUCAGGAGCGUAUUCCAAAACUUGGUCGUAUCGGGAAGAUGCGUUGCUGGCGGUGUAUAAGAAGCUGAUGGAAACAUCGGUGAACACUCCAAAGGAGGAUUUAAAGAACAUGCUGAGGGCUGCCAUCUUUCUUGUCAGUAGAGCCAUCAAAGACAUAGUGUCUUCAGUUUUUCAAGCUUCCUUGAAACUUUUAAAAAUGAUCAUUACCCAAUAUAUACCAAAACAUAAACUAGGAAAACUGGAAACUUCUCACUGUGUGGAAAAAACGCUUCCAAAUUUGCUUUCCAGAACUGGAGACUCUUCCUCCCGUCUUCGCCUUGCGGCUUCUAACUUUAUUCGGGAAAUGGCACUGUGCAGUGAAGUUAAACCUCUGCAGACUGUUCCCGUUCAUUUGGUCCAACCGUUAAAAGCCAACGCCCCAACGCAUCUGGCCAUGAGUCAGGUGGAAUUAGUGGAAUGCCUCUUGAAGGACAUGGGAACUGAAAACUCUGGGUUUACCGUCAGCAACGUCAUGAAGUUUGCAAUGGGAGCUUUGGAACACAAAGUUUAUGAAGUUCGUGAUGUAGCGCUGCAGAUUAUCUUCGAUAUGUACCGGGAGCACAAGGCUGCUACACUGGAGUAUCUCCCUCCAGACGACGCAAUCGUUCGCAAGAGCAUUCUCUACAAGACGCUCUUUGAUGGAUUUAUGAAAAUAGAUGGUAAACUUUCUGAAGCUGAAAUCAGGGCACGGAGAAAAGCAGCAACAGAAGCAGCAGAGAAACAGAAUGAGGAAGAAAUAAAAGUUCUGCAAGGUCAGCUGGCAGCUCUGAAGGAGAUACAAGCAGAAGUUCAAGCUGGAAAGGAGAAAGAAUCUGAUUUUCAGAAGCCGAAGAAUCAAGGUUACCAGAUAAACGAAAGCCCACAACGUGCAGCAGCAGAGAUUCCAAAUGAUCGUUCCUCUGUCGCAAAUUACUUGGAUAACUUAUGUAUUUUUUGUGGUGAAAGGGACAAAUCCUUCACAGAGGAAGGGCUGGAUCUCCAUUACUGGAAGCACUGUCCUAUGUUAACCCGAUGUGAGCACUGCAAACAGGUGGUGGAAAUAGCGAGCCUGACGGAGCACUUGCUGACGGACUGUGAUAAAAAGGACAGCUUUGGGAAGUGUCAGCGGUGCAGUGAGGCCCUUCCAAAAGAUGAGUUGCCCAGACAUAUUAAGAGCAAGACUUGCAAUUCUGCCAAACCAGAAAGCGUGGCAAACCACUGCCCGUUGUGCCAUGACAACUUCUCCCCGGGAGAGGAGGCCUGGAAGUCUCACCUGAUGGGCAACGACGGCUGUAAAAUGAAUCAACGGAGGUUACCCACAAUAAACAAAACCCUUCUGUUGCAACCUGGCAAAAUAGGUGGCCCGUAUUUAAGGAGGCCAGGUCCUUCGGGAGCAAAAGCUCGACCUCCCUCUAUAGGAAGCAAGAUCCCAACCCCAAGAGGGGGCCCAAAUAAAAGCCCUGCCAAAACAUACUCGAAGCGAUGA
Molecule: messenger RNA, 2869 nt
Organism: Eurypyga helias (sunbittern)
Lineage: Eukaryota; Metazoa; Chordata; Aves; Eurypygiformes; Eurypygidae
Gene: CEP104
Product: centrosomal protein 104kDa
Exons: 21
Coding region: 14-2869 (951 amino acids)
Cellular component (GO): cilium
Source: RefSeq, a predicted model, not a curated record